Messenger RNA from Electrophorus electricus (electric eel), 3634 nucleotides. Lineage: Eukaryota; Metazoa; Chordata; Actinopteri; Gymnotiformes; Gymnotidae. The record is from RefSeq and is a predicted model, not a curated record.
UCAGUGCAGUAGCUCAGAGGGCAGUGGAAGCUCAGACUGGGGCAGAAGUAUCCCUUCGCUCCCAAAUACUUUCCAUAUUUCCUUGUCAGCAGAGACAGUUCUAUACGAAGCAGGCGGGGAGGAUCAAAGAAGACAGGGACACUGCAUAGUUUUUAAAGGACCUUUUGGGGUGUCCGGGAGAGGUCUGGGUACCUACUGAGAAGGCAGGAUGAGGGGACUCCAGGGGCAGUUUACUGAAAGGGAUCAUGCCCCGUAGAUAACAGCCCCGGCACCUUCGCCUCGCUGGCCCCGCCCCCCUGCGGCGGCUGAGACCAUGGCUCCCCGCAAGCGUGCCCGGCCCGCCUUUGGCUUCCUCUGCUGCUUCGGCAGCAGUGAGCCACCUGAGAUCAACCUGAAGGACAGUGUCCCCCUGCAGUUGCUGGAGUUCAGCGCACCCAUGCCCCCGGAGGAGGAACUGCAUGCCCGCUUCUCGGAGCUGGUGGACGAACUGGAUCUCACCGACAAGAACAGGGAGGCCAUGUUUGCCCUGCCUGCUGAGAAGAAAUGGCAGAUCUACUGCAGCAAGAAGAAGGAACAAGAGGACCCCAACAAGCUAGCUACCAGCUGGCCCGACUACUACAUAGACCGCAUCAACUCCAUGGCUGCAAUGCAGACCCUUUUUGCCUUCGAUGAGGAGGAGAUGGAGAUGAGGAACAAAGUGGUGGAGGAUCUGAAAACAGCACUUCGCACUCAGCCCAUGAGAUUUGUGACGCGUUUCAUUGAGCUGGAUGGCCUCACCUGCCUGCUCAACUUCCUGAAGAGUAUGGACUAUGAGACGUCGGAGAGCCGCAUCCACACCUCCAUCAUCGGCUGCAUCAAGGCGCUGAUGAACAACUCGCAGGGGCGCGCCCACGUGCUCGCCCACCCGCAGAGCAUCAACACCAUCUCCCAGAGCUUGCGCCAGGACAACAUCAAGACCAAGGUGGCCGUGCUGGAGAUCCUGGGGGCCGUGUGCCUGGUGCCCGAUGGCCACAAGAAAGUACUACAGGCCAUGGUUCACUACCAGAAAUAUGCCGUAGAGAGGACGCGCUUCCAGAGUCUUCUGAACGAACUGGACAGGAGCACAGGACGUUAUAGAGAUGAGGUUAAUCUGAAGACCGCCAUCAUGUCCUUCAUCAAUGCUGUGCUAAAUGCAGGGGCUGGAGAGGACAACCUUGAAUUUCGCCUCCAUCUGAGGUAUGAAUUCCUAAUGCUGGGGAUCCAGCCAGUCAUUGACAAACUCAGAGGUCAUGAGAAUGCCACGUUAGACAGACAUUUGGACUUCUUUGAAAUGGUGCGGAAUGAAGAUGACAGUGAACUCGCCAAACGCUUUGAUGUGAUGCACGUGGACACGAAGAGCGCCAGCCAGAUGUUUGAGCUGAUCAAGAAGAAGCUGAGCCACACGGACGCCUACCCUCACCUUCUCUCCAUUCUCCAGCACUGCCUCCAGAUGCCCUAUAAACGCGGGGCAGGCAGUAUUCAGCAGUGGCAGCUCCUCGACCGGAUCCUUCAGCAGAUCAUUCUGCAAGACGACAAAGGGGAAGACCCAGAUGUUUCACCCUUGGACAAUUUCAAUGUAAAAAACAUAAUUCGAAUCUAUGGAAAGCAACGCUUGUCCAGGCUUGUGAAUGAGAAUGAGGUGAAACAGUGGAGAGACCAGGCAGAGAGGUUCAGGAAAGAACACGCCGAGCUCAUGGCACGGCUUGAGAGGAAGGAGCGAGAGUGUGACACCAAAACACAAGAGAAAGAAGAAAUGAUGAAGACUCUGAACAAGAUGAAGGACAAACUGCAGAGAGAAGGCGUGGAGCUGCGCUCGGCCAGGGAGCAAGUUUUGGACCUGUCCUCUCGGAUCAGCGACAUUUCUAAUGGAGGUGUUCUGUUUCCUGCACCUCCACCCGGGGGCCCCAUGGCUCCUCCUCCUCCACCCAUGAUGGGUGGCUUUCCACCCCCACCCCCUCCACUCCCUUUCUCCAGCCCGCCCCCACCGCCGCCACCUCCGCCUCCUCCUGGGGGUCCCCCACCUCCUCCUGGAGCACCGCCCAUCUUCAGUGGAGCCCCACCUCCACCAGGGCCGGCUUCCUUCAGCAGCAGCGGCACGAGCUUCCGCACCAAGAGCAUCCCUCAGCCGUCGCACCCACUCAAGUCCUUUAACUGGGCCAAACUGGGCGAGAACAAGAUCAAUAGUACCAUUUGGCAUGACAUCGAUGAUCUGAAGGCCUUCAAAGUUCUUGACCUGAAGGACAUUGAGAAAAUGUUCUCAGCUUAUCAGAGGCAGCAAGACCUGCUCACUAACCAAUCCUUCAAGCAGAAGGAGACUGGUUCCAUGGACGACUUGUACCUGAGCUCACGGAAAGUAAAGGAGCUGUCUGUCAUCGAUGGGCGGCGGGCACAGAACUGUGUUAUCUUGCUCUCCAAGUUGAAAAUGAGCAAUGAGGAGAUCAAAAGAGCCAUUCUGGAGAUGGAUGAGCAGGAGGAGCUGGCUAAAGAUAUGUUAGAGCAGCUGCUGAAGUUUAUCCCGGAGAAGAGCGACAUCGACCUGCUGGAGGAGCACAAGCACGAGCUGGAGCGCAUGGCGCGCGCUGACCGCUUCCUCUUCGAAAUGAGCAGGAUCGACCACUACCAGCACAGGCUACAGUCCCUCUUCUUCAAAAAGAAGUUUGCAGAGCGACUCGCUGAGGCCAAGCCAAAGGUGGAGGCUAUUCUGUGUGCAUCUCGCGAGGUGAUCCGGAGCAAGCGUCUGACUCAGAUCCUGGAGGUGGUCCUGGCCUUCGGCAACUUCCUGAACAAAGGCCAGAGGGGCAAUGCCUACGGCUUCAAAGUGUCCAGCCUCAAUAAGAUAGCAGACACCAAGUCAAGCAUAGACAGGAACAUCACCAUGUUGCACUACCUGAUCAUGAUCUUUGAGAAGAACUAUCCUGAUAUCCUGAACAUCCAACAGGACCUGCUCAGUGUACCCGAUGCAGCCAAAGUCAACUUGGCUGAACUGGAGAAGGAAGUCUACAGUAUUAAGGGUGGACUUAAGGCCCUAGAGGCAGAGCUCCAGUACCAGCAGAGCCACACCAGAGACCGAGGGGACAAGUUUGUGCCUGUGGUCAGCGACUUCAUCACUGUGGCAAGCUUCAGCUUCUCCGAGCUAGAAGAUCUGCUGAGCGAGGCCAAGGACAAGUUCGCCAAGUCCCUGAAGCACUUUGGAGAGGAGGAGGGCCGCAUGCAGCCAGAUGAGUUCUUCGGCAUCUUCGACACCUUCCUGCAGUCCUUCAGUGAAGCGAGGCAGGACCUGGAGAAUAUGCAGCGUCGUAAGGAGGAAGAGGAGAGGAGAGCACGCAUGGAGGCCAUGCUGAAGGAGCAGAGGGAGCGAGAGAGGAGGGCCAAAAAGAAUGCAGGUGGGAGUGCGGCCGAGGAGGUGGGCGAGUUCGAUGACCUCGUGUCGGCCCUGCGCUCGGGGGAGGUCUUCGACAAGGACCUCUCGAAGCUCAAACGCAACCGCAAGCGAUCUGUCAACCAGCUCGUAGAGGGCAGUGGGCGUGAGCGACCGAUCACCAAGGUCAACUACUGACCUCUACCUUUGUUUUUACUCAGAGACCGUACCAUGCCUGAAGGAAAAGACUUACUGCCA